GGGUGCAAAAUGAUCGAAGAGGCGGAGGCUGAGGCGACGGAUCGCUAAGUGGAACGUGCGGGCUGUUUCGAGAUGGGGUCGGGCGCGGGCUCGACCCCUGGGAGCCUCCUUUUCUGGUUGCUGUUGUGUGGCCCGGCGGGCGCGGUGCUCGCUGGGGAGCGCCUGGGCUUUCAACAGACCUCACAUCUCUCUUCUUAUGAAAUUAUAACUCCUUGGAGAUUAACUAGAGAAAGAAGAGAAACCCCAAGGCUCAAUUCAAAGCAGGUAUCUUAUGUCAUUCAGGCUCAAGGAAAAGAGCACAUUAUUCACUUGGAAAGGAACACAGACCUUUUGCCUAAAGAUUUUGUAGUUUAUACCUACAAUGAGGAAGGCACUCUCAUCUCUGACCAUCCCAAUGUUCAGAACCAUUGUCAUUAUCGAGGCUACGUGGAGGGAGUUUACAACUCAUCCGUUGCUCUGAGUGACUGUUCUGGACUCAGAGGAUUGCUCCAUUUAGGGAACUCAAGUUAUGGCAUUGAACCCCUGCACAACAGCUUAUACUUUGAGCACUUGAUUUACCGAAUGGAUGAUGUCCAACAAGAGCCUCUGAAGUGUGGAGUUCCUAACAAGGAUACACAGGAGACCACAAACCAUGGAGAGGAAGAGCAGCCCAGCAUGACUCAACUGCUUCGAAGAAGAAGAGCUGUCCUGCCACAGACCAGAUAUGUGGAGCUGUUCAUUGUCGUAGACAAGGAAAGGUAUGACAUGAUGGGAAGAAAUCAGACUGCUGUGAGGGAGGAGAUGGUUCGCUUAGCAAACUACCUGGAUAGCGUACUGGGAGUUAGCAAUAAUCAUAAUACUGAAUAUGGAAUUCAUAUUCUAAUGGAAGAGAUUUGCCAUGAACAAUACUCAUAUGUAAAGAAAGGCUUUGGUGGGACUGCGGGAAUGGCGUUUGUGGGGACUGUGUGUUCAAGGAGCCAUGCAGGCGGGAUUAAUGUGUUUGGACAAAUCAAUGUGGAAACAUUUGCAUCCAUUGUUGCUCAUGAACUGGGCCAUAACCUGGGGAUGAAUCAUGAUGAUGGGAGAGAUUGCUUCUGUGGAGCAAAGAGCUGUAUCAUGAAUUCUGGAGCUUCAGGCUCCAGGAACUUUAGCAGUUGCAGUGCUGAUGACUUUGAGAAGUUAACUUUAAAUAAAGGAGGAAACUGCCUUCUCAAUAUUCCAAAGCCUGAUGAAGCCUACAGUGCCCCAUCCUGUGGUAACAAAUUGGUGGACCCUGGGGAAGAAUGUGACUGUGGCUCACCAAAGGAGUGUGAGCUGGACCCAUGCUGUGAAGGAAGUACUUGUAAGCUGAAAUCAUUUGCUGAAUGUGCCUAUGGUGAUUGUUGUAAAGACUGCAGGUUCCUUCCAGGAGGCUCUUUGUGCCGAGGAAAAUCCAGUGAAUGUGAUGUUCCAGAGUAUUGCAAUGGUUCUUCUCAGUUCUGCCAGCCAGAUGUCUUUAUUCAGAAUGGAUAUCCAUGCCAGAAUAACAAAGCCUACUGUUACGAUGGAAUGUGCCAGAACUACGAUGCACAGUGCCAAGUCAUCUUUGGUUCAAAAGCCAAGUCUGCCCCAAGAGAUUGUUUCAUUGACGUGAAUUCUAAAGGUGACAGAUUUGGCAAUUGUGGUUUCUCUGACAAUGAAUACAAGAAAUGUGCCACUGGGAAUGCGUUGUGUGGAAAGCUUCAGUGUGAGAAUGUACAUGACAUGCCUGUGUUUGGAAUUGUACCUUCUAUUAUUAAGACACCUAGUCACGGCAGCUAUUGUUGGGGCGUGGAUUUCCACCUGGGCUCAGAUGUUCCAGAUCCGGGGAUGGUGAAUGAAGGCACAAAAUGCGAUGCUGGAAAGAUCUGUAGAAACUUCCAGUGUGUAAAUGUAUCUGUACUGAAUUAUGACUGUGAUGUUCAGGAAAAGUGCCACGGACAUGGGGUGUGUAAUAGCAAUAAGAACUGUCACUGUGAUAGCAACUGGGCACCCCCAAAUUGUGAGGCGAAAGGAUAUGGAGGAAGUGUGGACAGUGGACCUACGUAUAACGAAAAGAGCACUGCCCUGAGGGAUGGACUGCUCGUGUUCUUCUUCCUGAUUGUGCUCAUCAUCUGCGCAUUUCUUUUCAUCAAGAGGAACAAACUCCGGAAAUGCCCCUGCAAAAAGAGAUCGCAGACAUAUGAGUCAGAUGGUAAAAAUCCAGCCAGUGUUUCUAGACAGUCAGCAAGUGCUUCUCACAGUGUUUCUCCAGUGGCUUCUUCCAGACAAGCUCCUGUCCAAGCAAAUAGAUAUCCAGUACCAACCUAUGCAGCUAGGCAGCCUCAGCGGUUUCCAUCAAGGCCACCUCCACCACAUCCAAAAAUACCAUCUCAGGGAAACUUAGUUCCUGCCCGUCCAGCCCCUGCUCCUCCUUUGUACAGCUCCCUCACUUGAUGGGGGCCCUUGUCUUUGCAGAUGUCUUCAGGGAACUGAACUUUUUUUUUCCUGACAUUUUCUUGAAAAGCUUUUCUUCCUCCUGCAACUAUGAAUGAAAACAAAACACUACAAAACAACUUAGCUAAGAAAAGCAGAAACCAACCAUGGAGUUGAGAAACAGAAGGAAAUGCAGUGGAGCCACAGGAAUUUAUGGAACACUAUCUCCAUUUCCAUCACUGAAUGUCUUAGUCCAUCUUCCAUGAAGUUAGUAUUUUUUACCAAGGAUUAAGCAUUUUGAAGGUGGUGUUGUAAUGAUCAAACUAAGUAUUCUGUUAGUGUAAGAUUUGUCAUCAUGUGCUUAAAUGUAAUCCUACAUUUUUGACCAUAAUUAUUCAUGUAGUUUGUGGGUGAACAUGUGAUAAUCUGACACCUAUGAAAACUAAUUAGCUACCAAUAAUAGCUAAUAUUUUUGUCAUGCACAAAUUAUUAACCAUUGUAUACUAAAAUCUUGUCUCUUGUUUGCUACACAAGUAAGCGAAUAUUCUGUCUUCAGAAGAACCCUAUUUAGGAUGUCAUCUAUGUUAUUUUGAAAGUGAAAAAUACGCUGAGAGUGUGAAUUCACACAUGGUUGUUAGCUUCCAUUUUAGUGAUUUUUCAACUAUAAAUGACUGUUAGAAAAUUUAAUUUAAUACUAGAAUUUCUCUUAUGCAUCAUGUUAAGGCAUGGUAUUAUUUUACAAUAGCAUUAUUUUAAAGUAUAAACUUUUUCAGGUACGAAGUAUUUAAUAGAUCUAAUCAAGAUGGCUGUUGAGUCACAGCUAUAAUAAAGCAGGAACAACUAUAAUAUCUUCAAUCAAUUGAGCUAUAUAAAACCACUUGAGAAUUUCAUGAGCACUUUAAGUCUAAAAUCUGAAUCUUUGAAGCUUGAUAUUAAAUCAUUUAGAAUGUUUACAUUUGCUGGAUCAUGUCUCUUUGACUAUAAUAUUUUCAUAGAAAUUAGGCUGGUGAAAGGGAAGGGUUUCUUAAGUCCAAUUUUAGUGUGGUAUCUAUGAGUUAUCUCAGCUGUGUUAAAAAUGAAUUUUUACUAUGGAAGAAAUGUCAUGAGCAAUGAAAUUUUAAACACUUAAAAGAUUUUCAUAAACUUUCAUAAUAAAGUUUAAUAAAAAUGUA
Molecule: messenger RNA, 3584 nt
Organism: Dipodomys ordii (Ord's kangaroo rat)
Lineage: Eukaryota; Metazoa; Chordata; Mammalia; Rodentia; Heteromyidae
Gene: Adam9
Product: ADAM metallopeptidase domain 9
Exons: 22
Coding region: 73-2433 (786 amino acids)
Biological process (GO): cell-cell adhesion mediated by integrin; transforming growth factor beta receptor signaling pathway; membrane protein ectodomain proteolysis
Cellular component (GO): plasma membrane
Molecular function (GO): metalloendopeptidase activity; integrin binding
Source: RefSeq, a predicted model, not a curated record